AUGCCUGACAAGAACGUCUUCAUCGGCUGGGGUGAUCACGCUUACUUCUCUGAGCAUCUACCAAGCGGAGAAGCUGUGAUGUACGAAGAGGUAGCUCAACGGGCAAGCGAUGUCAUGAUAUAUCGCAGCAAUAAAUAUGUCUGGAAAGGGGAGCCUCUUUCCACACCAAGCAUGUGGAUAUAUUUACGUACCGGAUCAGGGGCGUCAAACAUAGUCUUCUAUGUAAGCUGGAACGGUGCGGCAGAAGCGCGCUAUUGGAACUUUUACACAUCAGACUCGGCAACCGGACCUUGGGAUAUGAUUGGUUCGACUAACAGGACUGGCUUUGAGACUGAUUACAUACUUACAGGCUCGAGGGGUUGGGCGUAUGCUGAAGCGCUUGAUGCUGAACGCAACCUACUGAAGCGCGGUCGAUCCAGCAUCGUAAAGAUUUUCGUAUCUUCUGAUUUGAUCGUAUCUGGCUGCGACGAUAUCAUGCCUCUUCGAGAAGGCGAGAAGUUCAAUCAAGCGAUGCCAGAUAUCGGCAAUCGUGGGGACAAUUACACCGCGGAUCGAGGCGUCAACACGGUUAACUACUCUCCGGUUUCAGAAUACACUAUUCGUGGGUGGCCAGACGUAAUGUUGGCCAUUGCAGCAGCCUUAAUACUGCUCAUUACGACUGGUUUUUACUUCAUGCUAGGCAAGAGGAGGUUAUGA
This is a messenger RNA of Ascochyta rabiei, 696 nucleotides long. RefSeq lists its product as uncharacterized. The record is from RefSeq and is a predicted model, not a curated record. The coding region runs from base 1 to 696 and encodes 231 amino acids. The transcript has a single exon. Lineage: Eukaryota; Fungi; Ascomycota; Dothideomycetes; Pleosporales; Didymellaceae.